CGUCAAUUUGUUAUCGAUUCAUCAAAUACUUUUUUAUCUAAUGCAGGUUGCGUUGCUUAGCAUAGUGUGUCUUGAACCAAUUAAAUGACUUUCACUGUGUGGAAGCAGUUCAACAUUUUACCACCAGGGUGCAAUAGUUGACACCAUACUCCGUUAUCUGUGACCUUCCGUUUUGAUUUAAAUAGAAUAAUCAUGAAGAGGUCACGGCGAAGUGUGGCGUGGGACCAUUUUGAUUUAAAAAACGAAACAGUUCACUGCAAACAUUGCGAUGCCGUGUAUAAGUACAACACGGCCACGACUCAAAUGAUGUACCACUUAAAUAAAGUGCAUCCGUCCCUGGUUAAUGUCGAUGGAGGUGCAUCGUGCUCUCAGUCUCAACCUAGCAUCAAGUCGGCGUUAGCACGGACUCGGAGCUGUGAUGCACAACGAGCAGAGAAAAUUACCCAAACGAUCGGCAAGUUCAUUGAGAUGGAUAUGCUGCCCUUAAGUAUUGUUGAGGGCAAUGGUUUUCAAGAACUUAUUCAUUUAUUGGAACCCGCAUAUCAAAUUCCAUCACGACGUACCAUCACCAGACUGGUAGAAACUCACUACGAAGAACGAAAGCAGCAGCUGUUUAAAGAAUUGAGCAAAGCUGAGAGAGUUGCUUUAACUACAGACUGCUGGACCGCUUUAACAGCUGAGAGCUACAUCACCAUAACCUGCCACUUCAUCAGUGAUGACUGGCAAAUUAACUCGGCUGUCCUCCUCACAGAAAGCCUGCCAGGCCGGCAUACAGCUGACCACCUCGCCGAGAAAAUGAUUGAAGCUGUAGAUCAGUGGGGACUUAAAGGCCGAGUUAUUGCAUGCGUACAUGACAACGCGGCCAAUAUUGUAGCUGCCAACAGUACCACCAGAGUGCCCUGGAUUUCCGUUGCCUGCUUCGCGCACACCCUCCAAUUGGCAAUAAAUGAUGGAUUUGCACUGUAUCUUUAUCGGGUAAUAUCAGCGGCUAGUAAACUCGUAAGCCACUUUAAUCACAGCACUAUAGCAACCAAAGCGCUGCAAAAGAAACAGGAGCAAAUGGGCCUCGCAACUCACCGGCUUACCCAGUCGUGUAAAACACGGUGGAACUCUGUGUGCGAGAUGUUCGAUCGGCUGGUGGAGCAGCGGUGGGCUGUUGUUGCUGUGCUGUCGGACCGAACCGUCACCAAGCUUCAAGAUGCCAGGAUCCUGGAGUUGAAGGAUGAGUACUGGCAGCUGAUGGAGGACACACAGCCCGUGCUGUCUGCACUUAAAUGUGCCACCACGUUUAUGUCUGCAGAGAAAGACGUCUCCAUCUCAAACACUUAUCCCGUCACCUUUGACCUCAUCAAUAUUCACCUCAUGCGCAGCGAAGGAGACGGGCCCAGACUCGUCGAAUUCAAGGCAAAAGUGCGUUCCUCUCUAAUCCAACGAAUGAAUAUUGAAUCUGGUGAUGAGUUUCUGUCAUUCGCCCCCAUGAUCUCAUCAAUGCUGGACCCUCGUCACAAACACCUGGGCUUUCUUACACCAACACAGAGACUGGCUGCUAAUGCGAAACUGGUUGAACUGGGAGAGGCGGUGGAGGCUGAUAGGGCGGCUAUCCAACAGGCUGGUGGAGUCGAUGCUGCGUUAUCUGCCACGGACGAGGGGAGCGCAAACAUUGAAGUCGCGACCUCCCAGUCCCAGUCAUCUGCUAUGGCACAACUCCUUGGGGACCAUUAUACCACUCAAUGCGAGGCUGGCAUUGAAGCAGAACUUCAGAGCUUUCUGAGGGAAACUCCCCCACCCCUGAAUUGCCCACCUACAGACUGGUGGAAAGUGAAUGAAAUGAGGUUCCCCGCGCUGGCCAAGUUAGCGCUGAGGUACCUGUGCAUCCCGGCAACGUCAGCGGCUGGACUGACGGUCACCAGGUUGCGGUUGCGUCUGACACCAGAUCAUGUCAACAUGCUUAUUUUUCUUAACAAAAAUCAGUAGACUGUGCAAAAGUUGUAUGCUAGUUAAUAAAGUUAUUUUUCAUGAGGCUUAAAGUAAAGUUAGCCUAAUUUGUUGAAUUAGCCUAAAGUUAAGAAGGCUAAUAUCCUUUCUAUUGGCUUGGAUAGUUUGAGUUUUUGACAAACCCUGUCAGAUCCAAGUAUUAUGUUUUUUUUAAGUUAUUGUUUAAGUUAUUGUUUAACAUGAUUCUUUUUUAUUUUUAUUUUGGAACAAAAGAGGUCUCUGUUUCAGAACGCAGCUCGCAGCUGCAGGUUCCGCUGCUUUAGAGCACCGCAUAUUUAUGCGCACACAUAUGUUCCGUUUGUCUAACUAAAUGUAGUUUAACUGUCUGCCACAAGUUGAUUUUGUAAUAAAGGUCUCGUGGAGGAAAACACGCUGUAUUUUUGAAUUCAACAUUUUUGAAUUAUAAAAGUUAAAUAAUUAUUUUUAUUAUAAAAAUAUUAAUGAUUAAUCGAUAGUUGAUCGUUAAUUCUCCCGACAAUCGACUAAGAAAACUUAAUCGAAUGCCCAUCCCUAAUGUUAUUGUAUUGGACUGAAAUUA
This is a messenger RNA of Misgurnus anguillicaudatus (oriental weatherfish), 2533 nucleotides long. RefSeq names its product E3 SUMO-protein ligase ZBED1-like. The record is from RefSeq and is a predicted model, not a curated record. Gene Ontology annotation, molecular function: DNA binding; protein dimerization activity. Lineage: Eukaryota; Metazoa; Chordata; Actinopteri; Cypriniformes; Cobitidae.